This is a messenger RNA of Colias croceus (clouded yellow), 5312 nucleotides long. RefSeq names its product zinc finger protein 208-like. Gene Ontology annotation, cellular component: nucleus. Lineage: Eukaryota; Metazoa; Arthropoda; Insecta; Lepidoptera; Pieridae. The transcript is spliced from 5 exons. Gene Ontology annotation, molecular function: zinc ion binding. Bases 159 to 5030 code for a protein of 1623 amino acids. The record is from RefSeq and is a predicted model, not a curated record.
UGUUCGAUCAUGUUAUCAUAGUUUCUCACUAAACUUUAUUAAUUUAUUAUAAUUUAAAUGCGUUUAAUCACGAGGCAAUGUUAUUUGAUAAUAGUUAAAGAUCUUUAUCAGCAGAUGUGAUGUUGGAUUGAAAUGAAGUUGAUUGUGAACAAAUCAAUAUGGCACUCAAGCUUGGAAAAUGCAGGCUUUGCCUCAAGCUUGGCGAUUUCUAUUCCAUCUUCACGGUGGACAACAAUUUGCAACUCGCCGAGAUGGUUAUGGAAUGUGCGCGGGUUAAAAUACAAGAAGGCGACGGUCUCCCCGAUAAAAUAUGCAGCGAAUGUAUUCAAAAGUUGAGCAGUGCGCAUAUUUUUAAACAACAAUGUGAAAGGUCGGAUCAAGAGUUGCGACGUAAUUAUGUUCCACCACCAGGUUUUAGUUCAACUCCACCACCUAUUGCUCGUCAGAGCAGUGAUUCCGCCUUCUCAACGGACGCUUCUAAACCCUCUUCGUCCUUAGAAAGUAAAGUAACACCCGCUAGUAGAGUGCGCAAGAGAAGCGGAGAGAGCAUCGGUAAUACAUCUAACAGUAGCUUUUCCCACGAUUAUCAACCUGGCACUUCCAAACGAGUGGAAGAACUGCGAAAGUCUCAGAAAAGACGAAAAGUUCGUGAUGACGUCAGAGACGACUCAGAUUUUGAAGAUAAUAGCGCAUCAUUCUAUUCUGCCGGGACAGACUCUGAUGAACCGCUAGAUUUCAAAUGCGAUGUCUGUUCGAAAUCCUUUAAAAGUUACAUUAGCAUGUCUGCACACAAAAAAAGCCAUAGCAAAAGAAAGACUGUGGUACCUAAGCAGCCUGUAGCUCCGCCUCUACUCAGCACUCCACCUUUACACAGCACUCCGCCUCCGCAAAACGACGCUCACGAUGUCGAAGAUGUUUCUAAAUGUGAGAAGUGUGGCAAGACAUUUAAAUUGAAUAUAAUGCUUAAGAGGCAUGUGGACGUGUGCGGAAAAAUUGAACUCGAUAAGGAGCUUAUGAUUUCCUUAGAACCUAUUGAUGCUGUGCCGAUAAAAAACAAAAUAGACUGUACAAUGUGUUCGACAAAGUUUAAAAAUAUCGAGAAUUUAGAAAAACAUAUGAGAGUCUGUCACGCUGCAGUUCUUAAAAAAGAAACACCGGCAACACAAAUCGAAAAUGGGAAAAUUUCUGUUCCUUGUUUUUAUUGUCGCAAACCAUUGAACGAUUAUUAUUCCUACACAGCACACUUUCGUGUGUGUCCUAAAAGAGACGAUUCGCUUACAUUUGUGUGCCCAAUUUGUAAUAAAUCGUUGGUGAAAAAAGCUAGUUAUUUCUUGCAUUUAAAAGCACAUUUCUUUCCCGUAGCUACUGUAAAAAAGAAUGAACCCACUUCACCCAAUAAUUUUUCAUGUCGCUUUUGUUCCACAAAGUACCCUAGCCAAGAAGCUCUUAUUGCGCACUUAGCUACACACAUGAGCAAUACAGAAGCUGUUGAAGAUGUCGGCGAUGAAGAAUCACGGGCUAGUACUUUGGAUGAUUCAGCUUCUGCACAUUCGGAAUACAACUCAUCAAUAAGGAGCGGACCAUACAAAUGUGAAAUAUGUGGAAAAGAAUUUAAAUACAAAAAAGCCCUAUCUACUCAUGCGGCUAGACAUGCUGAAGAUGUUAAUGUAAAAACUGAACCACCGGACAGAGACACUUCUGAGUUAUUGAGCCAGUCGAUGAAUUAUGAUCAAUCAAACCAGUCCGAUUCCGAAUCGAGCCACGGAGAAGAAGACAACACGUGUGAUAUUUGCGAACGUCAAUUUUCUUAUAAACGUCUACUCAUCCAACACAAGAGAACCAAACACAACAUGACCUCUGGAACGAAGAGAGCGAAGAUAAAUCUCAAAGACUGCGCCGUUCGCUGUCUCAUUUGUGACUUGGAAAUGAAAGUGAGCGCGAUAUAUGAGCACAAUCAGAAACACAUAUCGGCGAAUAUAAAGCCGAGAAAUAUGUACACUUGUAUGGAAUGCGAGCAACAGUUCAAGAGUUGUAGCGGACUCGCGAGUCAUAUUAAACUGGUGCACAGAUUGCAUAUGAAGCAGCAAGCGCCGAAGAUCACGGCGCCAACGCCGGACUUGGCGGAUUUUUGUGAAGUCGUUGUGACAAAGGCGGAGCCCCUGGAUUAUGUCCAGAGUCACAGCGACUUUGGGGAGGCUUCCGCCGGGACUGCGCCGGGCGUGUUCACAUGUCCCACAUGCAAUAAAGUGAUGCCCACGCUCAUUUCACUGAAGCGGCACAUGAAUUGGCACACUAAUGUCGGCAACAAUAUUGAGAAGAAACUCGAAUGUUUCGUUUGCAAAGAGACCUUCAGAUUCAAUUGUCACUACAAACUACACAUGCGAGAACACUACCAUGACACUAAUUUAGAUCCCAUACAUCUGACUUGUCCGAUUUGCAACAGAAAGAGCAAACACUUGCGCGCUGCGCAAGCGCAUAUGAACUAUCACAAACAAACCCGCUUCCAGAAUAAAGAUUAUGAGUGCGCUAUUUGUAAAAGAGUUUUCCAAUACAGAAAAGUUUAUCUCUCACAUAUGGCCAUACAUUUUAAGCGCGGGGAAUCUGCAAAUAACACGAUAAUAGGUUCUGAACUACCAAACACGGCCGACAAAACAGUUUUUGAUGGCUCUCAUACGUGUUCAAUGUGCGGUAAAGUGUGUGAUUCGGAAGCAUCGCUCAAAUGUCACAUGAGUUGGCACAAAUCGAAGACGUUACUAUUCGGUGCGCGGCAUGAGUGUGAAAUUUGCACUUUGCGGUUUACCAACAAGAGACGCCUCGAACUUCAUUUUCGAACCCAUUUCGAAGAUGAUAACGGUCCGUUUAAGUGUCAUAUUUGCGGUAAAGGCUUUAUCGCAGAAGAUUACUACCGGAGACACGUCAAAGGUCAUAACUUUGACCAUCAGUCUCAUAAGAAGAGGAUUGAGAAACUCAGAAAGGACAAAGUAAAGUGUCCAAUUUGUACAAGAUACUACCCAGACUUGGUGAAGCUUAUUCGUCAUCUAAGAAGAACUCACCCCGAAAGUAAAAUGAUUAAAGACGACCCGGAUGCUCCCCCGCCUAUGUACUAUCCGUGCAAAUUGUGUGCUAAGGUCUUCUUAGAUGCGCGACGUCUGCAACACCACGAAGAGGCUCAUCUUCGGAAACCAGAGUUCUUCAAGUGCAAGUUUUGUGGGAAGAAAACAAUUUCGCUGAAAAGUCAUCGCAUUCACAUCAAAGGACAUUUGACGCAGAAAUACAUUGACGAACCUCUGAAGUGCCCUCACUGCGAUGAUACAUUCACAAGAGGCUAUGACUUGCAUUAUCACUUGAGAGACGCACACGAUAUAGAUGAGACAUGGAUUGCCGAUCGAAAAAAUGCAGGCCUCGAUGGACCUCUGAAAGACCUGCAAUGUUCUAUAUGUUUCAAAAUACUCGCAUCUAAAGGUAAUUUCGAACGGCACAUUGACUACCAUAAUUCGCUACGGUGCAAUUAUUGUUUCGAUUACUUCAGUACGCUGAGAUUCUUGGAAGGCCAUCUUGCGUUCAGCUGCGAGAAAAAGAAAUUGAUUGGUGAUACUGAAAUAUAUCCUAGAAAAGUGAAAUGCCAUGUAUGUUACAAGGCAUUCCACAUUCAAGUGAAGUUAGACUGCCACAUGCGAACUCAGCACGGCAUUAAGUCGUUCAAAGAAGCUUCAGAGAGCAAAAAGGAAAUUGUAUGUGAUUAUUGUUUUAGAGUAUUUGAAAAUCCGGAUGCCCUCAGUACACACAAGCUUUAUCAUAGGACUAUAGGGUACUACGGAUGUCUUUACUGCAGCAGAAAGUUCAACACCAUGACAACAUAUAGAAAGCAUAAGAAUCAUCACUUAUCCCAACAUAAUGUGGAGAAUCCGACAAAGUGUGAACAUUGUGAUGAAACAUUUGUGCAGUUCCGCGAAUUUAUUUAUCACAUGCGAGAUGUUCACGGCGACAAUAAAGAGUGGGUCGUGCUACCGAAAGAUUCUAUUGAAGAGAAAUGUAAUAUUUGCAACAAAAUUUUUUACAAUCUACACAGACACCUCGCAUAUCACGAGGAGAAUAGGUGCAAGAAGUGCGGUGAAUACUUCUUUUCGCGGGUCGACUAUGACAACCACAUUUGUCACAUCGAUAGUGACGAUGAAGUUUUGGAGAACGCGGAGAACGAUAUUCGGCCGAAGUAUGAAGAGUGUCAGUUUUGCUUCAAACCUCUCACGCUCAAAACUAAAAAGGUACACGAUAUACUACACAAAGGAUCCGGUUCUAUAUCGUGCAGAUUUUGUCCUCUCAAAUUUAAAACAAUUGACGCGUUCAAUAUACACGCGUUUUCUCACCGAAGUAGAAAAUAUAAAAAACACCCGAUUCGUUGUCGCAUUUGUCGAGAGGCGUUCGUUAAAUAUGGGCCUUUCAUCCGUCAUAUGAAGAACGUGCACAAGUCGACCAAAAAGAUGCAUUACCGGACCACGAUCAAACCGGAAAAAUGCGUGGUGUGCUCGGGGUUGUUCCCGAAUUUGCACAAUCAUUAUCGGGCGCAUUUGCAAAAUCAAUGCCAACAAUGCCGGAAGUAUUUUACAUCAUCGAAACUGUUUUCGCAACACGCGUGCGACAAAGAAGACAGUGAUCCAUCGAAAGUGUUCACGAGUGACGCGAACCUGCCACAGCUGAUCAACUCUUAUGUGCCCGUAGAUGAGAAAGACGACGAAAAGUUUUACGGUUAUGAAAGCGAAAAUGCUGAGGAGGAAAACGGGGAAUUGCCUCAGAAUAACGUCAAUAGUCAUAUUGAAGAUCCUCAGAAUGAAGAUAGUCAGAAUUCCGCGGAUACAGCCGAGAGCACGAUACAUGAGAUGGCUCACGCGCCAAUAAUAUCUGACGUGCUCUCUCUGUACCAAAAGAAAGAAGCAGACAGCAAUGAGAACAAAGAUAUAGUUGAACUCACCGAUGAUGAUUCGGUGGGUUUUGAAAGUAAUAUACUUACGGUAAUUACUAUUGACGACGAUUAGUGUUUAUCGAGGUUUUAUUAUUAUAGUCUAGUUUAAAGUGAUUAAUUGUAAGAUUUUAGAUUAUUGAAGGCAGUUAUUAGGAUAUUAGAGUACUUAUUGACACGUUUCAGAGUACAAUUAUUACAAUAUCUGAUUUUGCAUUUAGUUUAGUACCUAAAUACCAAUAUAAAUUACAAUAUGCUUUUGUAAAUAACACUUAUAUAUUAUAGCAAUUAACUAGUUGUUCCAUAAAAAAAUGUGCGUGUACUAGUAUACACAUGUAAGAAGUGAAACUUCUUUUUC